AUGCCUCACUCCGAAACCCCCUCGACUCCAGCCGCCACGUUCACAGCGAUUGAUGAGAAACUGACGACCGCUGAGCCCGCCGCCCUCUCUCUCGACCAGUCGUCAACCUCCAAUGAACCGGGAUCCCUGCCCUACUGGCUUAUGAACAUACCCCGGAAUGAAUGGCCCGCAGAAUGUCCGGAUUUCUUGCGUAACCUUCCGGAAAAGAAUAUACAGAUCUUAUCUACGCCAGAUGAACGAUACAGGAGACAGGAUUGGGAGCUGGUCAAGGAGUUUAUACGAACGAACCGAAUCGAGCGCUUUCAGAGACUUCCCUCAGAUUUGAGAAAGUACCUGGAGUAUACAACGCAAAUCAAGGCGCGGUAUGGAUCGGUGAUGCGGUUUGUUGUCAAGGAACGACUACGCUGGGGAGAUGGAGAUGAUCUGGACGCGUUAAAGCCGAAAGGUCGACCAUUUAAAUAUGCAGAGGACAUCAAGACCCUGUAUAAUGACUGGCCGUACGGAGUGGAAGAGGGGAUCAUCCAUCUGGUUGUAUGGGUGAAAUUCGAAUUGGAGGACGAUCCAGCUACGGACGAUCUGACACCACGAGCGAGGAAGGAGAUCGACGACUAUGUGAAAGAGACAUUCUGUUCGCGGGUGCCCCCGGAAAGGGUCGUCUGGUUUAAGAACUGGAAGUCGCUUAAAUCAGUCCACGCCAUAGAACAUUUCCAUGUGAUGCUCUACCAACCGGACAUGGAUUUUGUCCGGGAGAUCACAGGGGGAGAUGUGCCACUGAUUGCGACUGUGUAG
Molecule: messenger RNA, 789 nt
Organism: Aspergillus chevalieri
Lineage: Eukaryota; Fungi; Ascomycota; Eurotiomycetes; Eurotiales; Aspergillaceae
Product: GIG1 family protein
Exons: 4
Coding region: 1-789 (262 amino acids)
Biological process (GO): N-acetylglucosamine metabolic process
Cellular component (GO): cytoplasm
Source: RefSeq, a predicted model, not a curated record